Messenger RNA from Cicer arietinum (chickpea), 1171 nucleotides. RefSeq lists its product as uncharacterized. Gene Ontology annotation, cellular component: chloroplast. Gene Ontology annotation, biological process: thylakoid membrane organization; chloroplast organization. The record is from RefSeq and is a predicted model, not a curated record. Lineage: Eukaryota; Viridiplantae; Streptophyta; Magnoliopsida; Fabales; Fabaceae.
CGGGGCGGAGCUUCUCAAGAACGGGGCCGCGGCCACCCAAAAAAAUGCCCAUCUUAAAACUAAAGAAUUACUUACAAGAAUACCUAAACUUAAUUUGAUUUUCUCUUUCUUUUUCUCUCUUCCAUCCAGCCUCUCUCCUUCUCUGUUCUCUUCUCUGAUUCUCUCCCUCUUGCUUACAAGUUACAGCAGCCUUCCUCUCUCCCUCUUCCAUAAUUGGAACGACAAACGCGCGACCGCCUCUGCUCCUCUGCCAAAUCACGAAUCGCUCCCCUGCGGCGGCCGCCUCUGCCUGACUGCCUCCGUGGCCGUUCCGCCCGUUCGUCGCUCUCGGGCUUGUUCGCUGCAACUCUCCAGAUCGCCUCUGCCUGCUUUGUUCGCUGCAACUCUCAAAAGCCAGCAUUGUCAACAUUUGGUCAUAAUAAAGAUGUGGACAUCAAUGCAAAGUUCUGUUGGCACUUCACCUCUAUUAUUGUCAGCUAGUAGUACAGGUCGGACUCAAGCUUGUGUUAAACAUUCCAGACCAAACAUAGUUGGGAUGCAACCCUUACCAUAUAACAUUGGAAAAGGAAAACUUCGGACUGCAGCUUUUCAAAGUUCAUCACCUCGUAUCAUAUGUAAUGCUGCCUUGAAUGUUAAAUGCUCUGCUGCUGGUGCAACUGCAACCCAAACUGUAACACGCAAUGCUCGGACAAUUACUCUUGACAAAGUGAAGAGUCCUAUGCUUGAUAACAAUGGGCCUGGAUUGCCCCCUCGAGACGACGAUGGCAACGGUGGUAACGGAGGAGGUGGCGGCGGCAACUUUUCAGGUGGAUUAGCCCUUUUGGGUAUUCUUGGUGUCCUAGACAUUCUUAAAGACAUAGAGAGUGAAUUUCAACGCAAAGAUAGGAGAUUUGACCAAGCUUGAUAGAUGGGCUUUAAAUGUGGCAGUGAAAUUACUUGAUAUAUAGAAAUUCUAUAUCAAAUAAAUGGAAAAUCAAAUUUACUUCUAGUUAAAAUAGAAGCCAAACGGGGUGAUAUUGGGUCCCAAAUAAUGAGAUGUGUAAAAAACAUAUGCCUAUUCCUAAUUCUAAAUGGAAUGAAUGAACUUAUAAUAAGUAUGAGUUUGGAUUAAGUUUGUAAAUGUACUUUUGAGUAAACUUCAUUCUACAAAUGUACUUUUAGUUACAAUUAA